AAAUGUAAAAUUAAAGUAAAUUAAAUAAAUCUUACACAUGAUGCACUUAUAUCUAUGUGUACUAUACAAUGAAAUCAUAUGCGAAUUAUCUCGAUAUUUUUAUAUCUAAAUUUCUGUAUCUCAACUUUUUUAUUUCCGAUGAUUUGGUAACAACAGACAUUGAUAUUAUUGUACAAUUUUAAAUAAUUGCAAAAUUUGUAAGUAAAAUUAUACUAAUGGAUAGAAGGAGGUGUGAGCUCUGUCCAUUAUCACAUUUUGAUAGAUGUAAUUAUACAGUAACAACUUCUAUGCAACCUUUGUUAAAUGUAGAACAUCGCAAAUCCUGUCAACAAUAUUCCCCUAAGAUUGAACCGAUAAAAGCUGUGAGGUAGAGAUUUAAUGUCAAGUUAUUGUGUACAAGAUUUUCAUUAUUUACUCAUUGUAAAUUAUACAUUGAAGAUUUAAACCACCUGUAAAUAUACCGCAAUGUUACGGACCAUGGACAAAUUUAAUGUAUCGUCCUAUCAUACAAGGAGCAUUAAAAUAUCGAGGAGUAUAUAAAUUAGUUCCUGUUGAUCCUCCGCCAAGCAGUCCUGUACUGUGUAGACCUGCGCCUGAUAAACCUACUGAUUCCACUGGAAUGGUAGUAUAUCGUCGCUGGCCCACGUUUCUGCAUCCCUAUAUGUAAACAAACACACGUGGACCCUAAUUUUAUGUAUUAUAUAUGUACACUGUGAUUGAAUGUACUGUAUGAGUACUAAAUUAUUAGUAAUUACUAGAAAUGUAUAAAAAAACUAUGUUUGCGUAAAAAUGUGUACAAAAAGUAAGGUUAUGUUUUGAAUGUAUAAAUAAUAUAAUAUUGAAAGUACAUCACAAAUAAAUAAUUAAUAUGGAAGCUAUAUGGAAUAAUAUUCAAUUAGAGCGUCCACCAAAUAUUACUUGUUACGUUAAGCGUGAAAAGUUUGAUACAACAGCAUUUUUAAAAACAUUAGAAAAAAUUAUAAAGGAUUUAACUUCUCAAAAAUUGUUACACAAGGAAGCAGCAAUUUUAAGCAGAAUAAUUUAUCGUAUGAAAACUAAAUUUCGAAAUGACAAAGGUGUUAAAUUUAUGCUGAAAGUAAAUAAAACCCUCCUCAAUUAUCUUCAUUUACAACUCAAGAAAGAAUAUGAAAAUUUAAAGGACUUUGUUGAAAUAAACAAUGAUUAUGUUACAUUACCUAGUAAACAAAUGAUAGAAUAUGUCUUAGUUAGAACACAGGGAUUUGCCAAACUUGUGUUACGUAUGGAAGAAGUUUCAAAACUGACUGCACAUUUUCUCAGAAGUAGAAUUGGUAUAGGUCAUGCUUGGACUGUUGCUACUAUUGCAUAUGCUAUUAUUAGUAGAAUAUGGGUUUUAUCAAGGUAUUUAGUUAAACAAUCCUGUAUAUGGUAUAAUGAUUUAUAUCAAUAUUUAAAAUCAUUCAAAGUUUCUGGAAUACAAUGGCUUCCUGAUAACUAUGAAUUCCCAAAUGAUUUAAAAUUAUGGUUAUCGGUACCAUGGAUAGAAGAACCUAUUCCAAGUGUUCCCAGUAGUUAUGGAUUACAAAGUUCAAUAUUUAAGCUGAUUAUACCAGGUGAUUAUGAGUCAGAUGAAGAUUUAAUCUUUGACACAGAAGACAAUAGUAAACCAACAAAUGCUGACAAUGCAUUAUUAUCUCAAAAAAAAGAAAAUAUUACAUCCAGUAUAACACCAACAAAUGAAAAGAAAAGUAUUGUGUCUGAUAAUGAUACAGGAGAAGUUAUUGACCGCCGCACUUUUUAUCUCGAACGUGUUAAAAAUGUGGCAAUAGUUCCCAAAGAAAAGAAGCACAAAGGAACGACAAAGAUAAAAGAUACAGAAGAAAAAAUUCAUCAUGAAGUAAUAAAUACUCAAAAAAGUGAUUUUAAAGUUGUAAAUGAUAGAAACGAAAAUGUGAAACAAUACAAGAAUCCUAUCAUAAAACAGGAUGUAACUAAAAAAGAAGUUCAAAAAAAAGUAUCAACAUUUAAUAAGGUUAAAAAUAAAUCAGACUUAGAAAUGUUAUUGAAUAAAGAUUCAUAUCCAGGUUUAGAUAAAUUACAAUGGAAUAUUAUUAGAAACAAAAGUAAAAAGUUAUUAAAUGAAUUAAAUGCUUGUUCUUCCGAAUCAAAGCAAGGAAUUUUAUUAAAAAAAAUAAAAAAGCGAAUACAGUUGUGGAUUGCAUAAAUACUGCAUGUAACAAUCAACCAAAAAAUUAUAAUAAAAUAAAUAAAUUUGACA
Messenger RNA from Megachile rotundata (alfalfa leafcutting bee), 2257 nucleotides. Its product is annotated as nucleolus and neural progenitor protein. Gene Ontology annotation, biological process: positive regulation of Notch signaling pathway. The record is from RefSeq and is a predicted model, not a curated record. NCBI's taxonomy places the organism in Eukaryota, Metazoa, Arthropoda, Insecta, Hymenoptera, Megachilidae. Gene Ontology annotation, cellular component: nucleus.